GAAUUCUAUCCCCUGCAGAGGGCGUAGUGCUGCGGUUACAUGAUCGUCGGGUCGUUUUUUUACACCACUUUCGGUUUUUAGUGUAUGUAUAAGAGGGCUUCCAACACAGAGCUUCGGGAAUAGGGGAAACGCACGAUCGGGGCGAGCCUUGCUGGGCUACUGCAUCCUCCGUAGUGACUGAUCUAGUUAGGAGUGCCAAUCACGGAAUCGGUCUCAUUUCUCGGCCAUUGGAGAAAACGGAGACACGCCAUAUGGUCUGUUAAUCGGAUUAUAUCAAGGUUAAUAAAAGGCGGGGUGAGACAUGGUGGAUUACUAUGACAUUUUGGGGGUGUCACGGAAUGCCUCUCCUGAAGAUAUCAGACGGGCGUACAGAAAACAGGCUCUGCGAUGGCACCCAGACAAGAAUCCCAACAAUAAAGAAGAAGCAGAAAAGAAAUUCAAGGAGAUUGCAGAAGCGUAUGAGGUUCUGUCUGAUAGCAGGAAGCGGGAAGCAUAUGAUAAUUAUGGCAGAGAGAGCACAUGCAGUUCAGGUUCGAGUGGGCCUUCCAGCCCUGGAGAAUUCCCCGGAUUUACGUUCACAUUCCGCAGUCCAGAGGAAGUAUUUCGGGAGUUCUUUGGUGGCCAGGAUCCUUUUGUCAGCUUUUUUGAUGACUUUCCCUUUGGUGGUAUGCGCGGAGGGAUGACCAACGGCGGCUUGCACGGCGGGUUUUUUGGGUACCCUGAACCCCCGUUCCAUUCUCCCGGUCGGCACUUCUUCCCCGCACCCCAAAUGGAAUUCACCUCUUUCCCCCCCAUGGGAGGGAUGGCCAGAAGAGAGUUUGUAGGCGGCGGGACGGGCCACUUCAAGUCCGUCUCCACGUCCACGCGCAUCGUUAACGGAAAGUGCACCACCACCAGAAAAAUCGUAGAGAAUGGGCAGGAGAGAACGGAGAUCGAGGAGGACGGGGUCCUGAAGAAGGUCCUCAUCAACGGUGUGGAGGACGCAAUGGCCCUGGGUAUUGAGCUAAGCCUUAGAGACUCACCUGGAAGGUUGGCCCACCAAAAGAAGUCCAUCCUGGAUUCAUCUAACAGCAAGUCGAAGGGCUCCCCCCGGCAGAAGCACAGCCCCGCCCACAGAUCCAGCCCCCGCUCCCGAAAAAGCAGAGUUAUAGAAGAGGAUGAGCAGCUGCAGGUGGCAAUGGCCCGCAGCCUGUCAGAGUUUCGAGAUGGCAGUCCGGGUGGGCGUGGGUCUGGGAACAAGAAGGGCAAGGUGAUCAAGGACCAGCCCAGAGUCGCCAGUGAGAGGAUGCGGUCAGAGAAGGACAACAUCCCUCCCCCGCGAAGGGAUCCCACAGAUCCUGUGAUCAGCCGUGGUGUCCAUGGGGCCAGCCAGGCCCCCAGCAGACCCCGAGAGGAUGAAGAGAGCAACCGGCCCCAGAAUAAUGUCAAGAAGAAACGAAAGUGCAACUGCGUGGUUUGUUGACAUGUGCAUGGAGAACCCAGCAGCAAGAGUGGAGUGGCGGCGGCCAUUUUCCAAGCGUGUACCUCACUUCCAUGUUAAGCCCAUGUUCUCUAAAGUCCAGUGCCUUGACUGAAAGUAUCUUGUCUGUGACCCACCCACCUUCACCAUCUCAUGGGACAUGCCUUCCUAAUGUGUUUUGAGGUGGCCCGCAUGAAAUUAAAUAGACAUUUGACGCUGAUGUCACCCCCAGCCCCACGCUGGCUCCUUGCUCUCCUUCAGCUGCAGUGAAUCCGCUUCAUAUUCUCUGUAUUGCCUUCCCGCCCCCCUCAGAGGCCCCCCUGCUUGUGUGGGUUAAGCUGCUCCUUGUUUUAGUCGUCUUCACGGGUGCCUGUGAAAUGGCCCUGUGUCGAGCCUGUGGAAAUGUAGUAUUUUUCUAGGCUCUUGUACAAAUAUAAAAUAACACUUAUAAAAAUGGGAAAGGAAGCGUAAAACAGAUUUUUUUUUUACAUUAGUUUUGUUGGUUUAAAGGAAGUUCGAAUCUGACAGUAAUAUUAAAUUACUUUAAUCUACUAAAUGGCAGUGGAUUCUCACAUCAGCUAAAUGUCUAUAAAGAUCUAUAGCACUUUUUUUUCCAGAAUAAUGACACCUGUCUUUACAUGUAUGCUAAAUCAGGUGCUACGGAAAUGCCCGGGUGUUCACGUGAAUUCUGUACGUGCAUUGCCACCAAAUUCUACAAUAGUGUUACUCACAUCCGUUAAUAAUGCUAAAUUUAAGCUUCUUAACUUUUUCACAUUUUUUUUUCUGUCAUUCAGUGCCUUUAUGUGUGAUGAAGAACAUGGUGAGGAAGAUGCCAGUUAUUGUCUCAGUUUGGAUGGGAACUUAUAUGAAGUGCGCUAGGCUUUCUUACUGUGGUGUUAGCAGAACGUUUUUGUCAGUAAUUUCUGUAUUUAAGCACAUUUGGUCUUCAGUCUGUAAAAAGACAAUCGUUCAUUUCUCAUGGUUCUUCUCACGAGACUCUAAGGCUCAGCAGAUGGACUGAUGAUGUUUUGCAAUGGAAUUCCGUGAUGGUUGACAGGGAAUAUUUUGAAUAGCUGUCAUCCACACUUCAUUAACAUUAUCAGUGUCAUUUCUGCUAAACACCCAAAGCCACUUUCGUCUAUACUGACGUGGUCAGACGCGAGCUUUACUCAGCAGGGGUAGAUGGGUGAAGGAAACAAAACACAGUCUUUUGAUUCAGUGACAGUCAUAUAUCUAUGUCUUGUGAUUGGGGUGAUUCUGUUGCACCUGGAGAAAAUAAAACAUACAGUAUAAAAAGAAAA
Molecule: messenger RNA, 2760 nt
Organism: Brienomyrus brachyistius
Lineage: Eukaryota; Metazoa; Chordata; Actinopteri; Osteoglossiformes; Mormyridae
Product: dnaJ homolog subfamily B member 6-like
Exons: 9
Coding region: 302-1462 (386 amino acids)
Molecular function (GO): Hsp70 protein binding
Source: RefSeq, a predicted model, not a curated record